Pseudovirgaria hyperparasitica is the source of this 1027-nucleotide messenger RNA. RefSeq lists its product as uncharacterized. NCBI's taxonomy places the organism in Eukaryota, Fungi, Ascomycota, Dothideomycetes, Acrospermales, Acrospermaceae. The record is from RefSeq and is a predicted model, not a curated record. The coding region runs from base 137 to 1027 and encodes 296 amino acids. The transcript has 2 exons.
CUUCUAGCAAAACGACUGAUAAGACAAGCGUGUGGCUAAAAAGCUACGAGGUAACUACGCGCUUGGUAUAAUUUUCUUAAAUCUAUACACUCGGUUUCUCAUUUUCGAUCUUAUCAUUGCUAUACCACGAGCAGCGAUGAUCAGGUAUUUUCCAACAGAUCAGCCAUGGUUCACUGUAAACUUGACGCAAGUCGCGAGGACCCAGCCAGGCGCCUGUCAUGAGGUUCAAGAAAGAGAGUGGCGAACAUAUGGGCCACCGCCACCAAAUUUCUGGGUCGCUCCCAUGGGUUCACCGGAUGCGACUCAGCAAAGAUACUUCGUGUAUGGUGACCGUUCUAUUCAGGCGGUAGAUGAAGGCUUGAAAGAAAACGCUCAGAAACCAACAAAUGCAGUCUACACGUCCAAGUUCGAGGGUAGGGAGUUCUCCAAAGGAUUUUCCAAGUUUCACCCAUGUUCACCGGAAGGGCGAAACUCUUACCCUCCACCGAACUUCCAAGAGGAGAUGAUCUUCGAUGUUGAGGAUACACCAGGAUUCUUUCAUCCCCCACUUAAAUGCUGGAGAGCCAAAGCUACACCGGAGGCGGUAUUGGAGAGAUCCGAAGCAUUACUGUCUGACGCGAGAUACACGGGAGCCAAUUCGUUAUGCCUUUCCCAUCCCGCUAAUCGGGAUACAGUCAUUUUCAGCGGUGAAGUGGAAGCUUCUUGUGUUGCUCGCUCUUGUGGUUUCAGCCUAAUCAUCAUUUGCUGCUUGACUCGCGCUGAGGGCAUUGGCUGGCAGCGUAUCUAUGACAUGGAAAAUCGCCCACGCAUCUAUUCACGCUGGUCGACCGGACCUCAAGCAACGGGAACACCACUGGUACUAAUGUGUUUGCCAAGUACACCCUUAUCACACGGAGGCGGCAAGGAGAUGCGCAACGUAUUUGCCACAGGCUACGCUUUCCGCAAAAGGAUGACUGACUGGUUUACCAUGAAGCCGACACCAAGGUCAAGCUUUGAGAAGAUACUCAACACAAUAAGUCAUGAGUAA